Molecule: messenger RNA, 245 nt
Organism: Echinops telfairi (small Madagascar hedgehog)
Lineage: Eukaryota; Metazoa; Chordata; Mammalia; Afrosoricida; Tenrecidae
Gene: ENHO
Product: energy homeostasis associated
Exons: 5
Coding region: 15-245 (76 amino acids)
Biological process (GO): positive regulation of Notch signaling pathway
Cellular component (GO): plasma membrane
Source: RefSeq, a predicted model, not a curated record
GGGUGCUGCCCAUCAUGGGGGCAGCCAUCUCCCAGGGGGCCCUCAUCGCUAUCGUCUGCAAUGGCCUUGUAGGCCUCUUGCUGCUGCUGCUCUGGGUCAUCCUCUGCUGGGCCUGCCACUCCCGCUCCACUGACAUUGACUCCCUCUCCGAAUCCAGUCCCAACUCCAGCCCCGGCCCCUGUCCUGAGAAGGCGCCCCCUCCCCAGAAGCCCAGCCAUGAAGUCAGCUACCUGCUGCAGCCCUGA